This is a messenger RNA of Puccinia triticina, 204 nucleotides long. RefSeq lists its product as uncharacterized. The record is from RefSeq and is a predicted model, not a curated record. The transcript is spliced from 2 exons. Gene Ontology annotation, cellular component: Set1C/COMPASS complex. Lineage: Eukaryota; Fungi; Basidiomycota; Pucciniomycetes; Pucciniales; Pucciniaceae. Bases 1 to 204 code for a protein of 67 amino acids.
AUGAUUUUGGACCACAAAUUCCAGGAUACCAUUGUUUGCACUCCCUGGCAAGGCUGCGGAUUUGGCUCGGAGUAUGUCGUUGCUGGCGCAGGCCAUAAAGACUCCCACCAGAUAUUCAUUGGGGAUUGUAGUUCGGGAACGUUGACUAAAAUCUUGGACGGGCCUAAAGACCCUUCGGAAGCUUUUGAUUGGCAUCCCACUUGA